This is a messenger RNA of Caretta caretta (loggerhead turtle), 7182 nucleotides long. It is a transcript of the gene DOCK1, whose product is annotated as dedicator of cytokinesis 1. Lineage: Eukaryota; Metazoa; Chordata; Testudines; Cheloniidae. Gene Ontology annotation, biological process: cell migration; small GTPase-mediated signal transduction; myoblast fusion. The record is from RefSeq and is a predicted model, not a curated record. Gene Ontology annotation, molecular function: guanyl-nucleotide exchange factor activity; small GTPase binding. Gene Ontology annotation, cellular component: plasma membrane; cytoplasm.
UCUCCAUCCGCAGGAGCAAACUUUUCCCGUCCCGCGGCUGGAAAAUGGCGGCUUAGGAGCAGAGUCCCCGCAUCCCAUCCCGGUUCAGCGGCUGCCGUCGCGGCUCCCCAGCGCCUGACUGGCUGAGAGCCUCCCCCAGCGCCAUGACUCGCUGGGUGCCCACCAAGAGGGAGGAGAAAUACGGCGUGGCUUUCUAUAAUUAUGAUGCAAGGGGAGCAGAUGAACUUUCCUUACAAAUAGGUGACACCGUACAUAUAUUAGAAACAUAUGAAGGCUGGUACAGAGGUUACACAUUAAGAAAAAAAUCUAAAAAGGGCAUAUUUCCUGCUUCCUAUAUUCAGCUUAAAGAAGCAAUAGUUGAAGGAAAAGGACAGCAUGAAACAGUCAUACCCAGUGAGCUCCCACUGAUUCAGGAAGUUACCACAACACUACGAGAGUGGUCCAUAAUAUGGCGGCAGCUAUAUGUGCAAGAUAACAGAGAUAUGUUCCACAGUGUACGACAUAUGAUAUAUGAUCUUAUUGAAUGGAGAUCACAGAUACUUUCUGGAACUCUACCCCAAGAUGAGCUCAAGGAAAUGAAAAAGAAAGUGACUGCCAAAAUAGAUUAUGGAAACAGGAUUCUCGAUUUGGAUCUGGUUGUAAGGGAUGAAGAUGGCAACAUUUUAGAUCCAGAACAAACCAGCACAAUCAGCCUUUUCAGAGCUCAUGAAAUAGCUUCCAAGCAAGUUGAGGAAAGACUACUAGAAGAAAAGUCUCAAAAGCAGAACAUUGAUAUUAACAGACAAGCCAAAUUUGCUGCCACACCUUCAUUUGCUUUAUUUGUAAAUUUGAAAAAUGUAGUCUGCAAAAUAGGAGAAGAUGCUGAAGUCCUGAUGUCUCUGUACGACCCACUAGAAUCAAAGUUUAUCAGUGAAAACUAUCUAGUUCGAUGGUCAAGUUCUGGGCUGCCUAAAGACAUAGACAGAUUACAUAAUCUUCGAGCUGUGUUCACUGACCUUGGCAGCAAAGACCUGAAAAGAGAGAAAAUCAGUUUUGUCUGUCAGAUUGUAAGAGUAGGCAGAAUGGAACUAAGAGACAACAAUACAAGAAAACUAACCUCUGGGCUAAGACGACCUUUUGGAGUAGCAGUAAUGGAUGUAACUGACAUAAUUACUGGGAAAGUUGAUGAUGAGGACAAACAACACUUUAUACCAUUUCAGCCGCUAGCAUUGGAUGACGCCAUUCGACACAAGCAGCUGAACAUAUCAUCCCGUUUUUCACCCAGGGUGGCAGGGGAGAAUGAUUUCCUUCAGACUGUUAUAAACAAAGUGAUUGCUGCUAAAGAAGUUAACCACAAGGGUCAGGGUUUAUGGGUGACUUUGAAACUUCUUCCAGGAGAUAUUCAUCAGAUUAGGAAAGAGUUUCCUCACUUGGUGGAUAGGUCCACAGCUGUGGCUCGGAAAAUGGGGUUUCCUGAGAUUAUUAUGCCUGGUGAUGUUCGCAAUGAUAUCUAUGUAACAUUAGUUCAAGGAGAUUUUGACAAAGGCAGCAAAACAACAGCAAAGAAUGUAGAAGUUACAAUAUCUGUUUAUGACGAAGAUGGCAAAAGAUUGGAGAGUGUGAUUUUUCCUGGGGCUGGUGAUGACGCUAUCUCGGAAUAUAAAUCAGUGAUCUAUUACCAAGUGAAACAGCCUCGCUGGUUUGAAACUGUCAAGGUGGCAAUUCCUAUUGAAGAUGUGAACCGCAGUCAUUUAAGGUUUACAUUCCGUCACAGAUCAUCACAGGACUCCAAAGAUAAGUCCGAGAAAAUAUUUGCGUUAGCAUUUGUGAAGCUGAUGAGAUACGAUGGAACAACUUUAAGGGAUGGAGAGCAUGAUCUUAUAGUGUACAAGGCAGAAGCAAAGAAGUUGGAGGAUGCCUCAACGUAUUUAAGCUUGCCAUCAACUAAAAUAGAAUUGGAAGAAAAAGGGCACGCCACAACUGGGAAGAGCAUGCAAAGCCUUGGAAGUUGCACCAUCAGCAAAGAUUCUUUCCAGAUUUCUACUCUUGUUUGUUCAACAAAACUCACUCAGAAUGUGGAUCUCUUGGGGCUUUUGAAAUGGCGAUCUAACACAAACUUGCUGCAGCAGAAUUUGAGACAGCUGAUGAAAGUUGAUGGUGGUGAAGUGGUUAAGUUCCUACAAGAUACACUAGAUGCACUUUUUAACAUAAUGAUGGAGAAUUCCGAGAGUGAGACGUUUGACACCCUGGUGUUCGAUGCUUUGGUAUUUAUCAUUGGACUGAUUGCUGACAGAAAAUUUCAGCAUUUUAAUCCUGUCUUGGAAACCUACAUUAAGAAACAUUUCAGUGCUACUUUAGCCUACACAAAGCUGACUAAAGUUUUAAAAAAUUACGUGGAUAAUGCUGAGAAACCUGGUGUAACUGAUCAACUUUUUAAAGCUAUGAAAGCUCUGGAAUACAUCUUCAAAUUUAUAGUACGGUCCAGAAUAUUGUUCAAUCAACUUUAUGAAAACAAAGGAGAAGCAGACUUCAUGGAAUCCUUGCUGCAGCUAUUUAAGUCUAUCAAUGAGAUGAUGAGUAGUGUCUCUGAUCAAACUGUGAUGGUGAAGGGGGCUGCACUUAAAUACUUGCCAACUAUUGUCAAUGAUGUGAAAUUGGUAUUUGAUCCAAAAGAACUUAGCAAGCUGUUUACAGAUUUCAUCCUAAAUGUUCCAAUGGGCCGGCUCACAAUUCAGAAGUUGUACUGUUUGAUCGAAAUAGUUCACAGUGACCUCUUCACGCAACAUGACUGCAGGGAGAUCUUGCUGCCAAUGAUGACAGAUCAGUUGAAGUAUCAUUUGGAAAGGCAGGAAGACUUGGAGGCUUGCUGCCAACUGCUUAGUAACAUCCUGGAAGUCCUUUACAAGAAAGAUGUGGGACCAACACAGCGCCAUGUCCAGAUAAUCAUGGAAAAGCUACUGAGGACAGUCAAUAGAACAGUCAUUUCCAUGGGACGCGAUUCAGAGCUCAUUGGAAACUUCGUUGCAAGCAUGACAGCCAUUUUAAGGCAAAUGGAAGACUAUCAUUAUGCUCAUUUAAUCAAGACUUUUGGAAAGAUGAGGUCAGAUGUUGUGGACUUUCUGAUGGAAACAUUCAUCAUGUUCAAGAAUCUCAUUGGGAAGAAUGUCUAUCCCUUCGACUGGGUUAUAAUGAACAUGAUGCAGAAUAAAGUCUUCCUGCGAGCAAUUAAUCAGUAUGCAGAUAUGCUAAACAAAAAAUUUCUUGACCAAGCCAACUUUGAGUUACAGCUUUGGAACAACUACUUCCACCUGGCUGUUGCUUUUCUUACACAAGAAUCUUUACAACUGGAGAAUUUUUCAAGUGCCAAAAGAGCCAAAAUACUUAACAAGUAUGGUGACAUGAGGAGGCAAAUUGGGUUUGAGAUCAGAGACAUGUGGUAUAACCUAGGUCAACAUAAGAUCAAAUUCAUCCCAGAAAUGGUUGGACCUAUGUUGGAAAUGACACUGAUUCCUGAAACUGAGCUUCGAAAAGCUACAAUCCCAAUAUUCUUUGACAUGAUGCAGUGCGAGUUUCAUUCUACCAGAAGCUUCCAAAUGUUUGAAAACGAGAUCAUCACAAAACUGGAUCAUGAAGUAGAAGGAGGCAGAGGAGAUGAACAGUACAAAGUGUUGUUUGACAAAAUUCUCUUGGAGCACUGCAGAAAACACAAAUAUCUUGCUAAAAAUGGAGAAACUUUUGUCAGACUUGUUGUCCGUCUCAUGGAAAGACUGCUGGAUUACAGAACUAUAAUGCAUGAUGAAAAUAAAGAAAAUCGCAUGAGCUGCACUGUCAAUGUACUGAAUUUCUACAAAGAAAUUGAAAGAGAAGAAAUGUACAUAAGGUAUUUGUACAAGCUAUGUGACCUGCACAAAGAGUGUGAUAACUACACUGAAGCUGCCUACACAUUACUUCUGCAUGCAAAGCUUCUUAAGUGGUCAGAAGAGGCAUGUGCAGCACAUCUUACUCAGCGAGAUGGAUACCAAGCAACUACUCAAGGACAACUUAAAGAUCAGCUGUAUCAAGAAAUUAUCCAUUACUUUGACAAGGGCAAGAUGUGGGAAGAGGCCAUUGCCUUGGGCAAAGAACUGGCAGAACAGUAUGAAAAUGAAAUGUUUGAUUAUGAACAACUCAGUGAACUGCUGAAAAAGCAAGCACAGUUCUAUGAAAACAUCGUGAAAGUGAUAAGACCUAAACCAGAUUACUUUGCUGUUGGAUACUAUGGCCAAGGAUUCCCUACAUUUCUACGGAACAAAGUGUUCAUUUACCGGGGGAAGGAAUAUGAACGUCGUGAAGACUUUGAAGCAAGGUUAUUAACCCAAUUUCCAAAUGCCGAAAAAAUGAAGACAACAUCUCCACCAGGCGAUGAUAUUAAAAACUCCCCUGGUCAGUAUAUUCAGUGUUUUACUGUAAAACCAAAACUUGAUUUACCACCCAAAUUUCACAAGCCGGUAUCAGAGCAAAUUGUAAGUUUCUAUAGGGUGAAUGAGGUCCAACGAUUUGAGUAUUCACGGCCUGUCCGAAAAGGAGAGAAAAACCCAGAUAAUGAAUUUGCGAAUAUGUGGAUUGAGAGAACCAUCUAUGUGACAGCAUAUAAAUUACCAGGGAUUUUAAGAUGGUUUGAAGUCAAAUCAGUUUUCAUGGUUGAAAUCAGUCCACUGGAAAAUGCAAUAGAAACUAUGCAGUUAACAAAUGAUAAGAUCAAUAAUAUGAUUCAACAACAUUUGAAUGAUGCAGAUCUACCUAUUAACCCCCUCUCUAUGCUACUUAAUGGCAUUGUGGAUCCUGCAGUCAUGGGAGGAUUCACGAACUAUGAAAAGGCUUUUUUUACUGAAAAAUACAUGCAUGAGCAUCCAGAAGAUCACGAAAAGAUAGAAAAACUAAAGGACCUCAUAGCAUGGCAGAUUCCAUUCCUGGCAGAAGGUAUCCGAAUUCAUGGAGAGAAAGUAACUGAAGCGCUAAGGCCAUUUCAUGAGAGAAUGGAGGCCUGUUUUAAGCAGCUUAAAGAAAAAGUGGAAAAGCAAUACGGUAUCAGAACAAUUCCCUCAAGUUUGGAUGACAGACGAGGCAGUCGGCCAAGGUCUAUGGUUCGAUCAUUCACAAUGCCUUCAUCUUCAAGACCUUUAUCUGUUGCAUCAGUAUCAUCUGUCUCGUCAGAUAGUACCCCUUCCAGACCUGGCUCUGAUGGGUUUGUGCUUGAACCUCUUCUGCCAAAAAAGAUGCAUUCUAGGUCUCAAGAUAAAUUGGACAAGGAUGACCUAGAUAAGAAGGAAAAGAAGAAGGAAAAAAGGAACAGCAAACACCAGGAGAUAUUUGAUAAAGAGUUGAAAUCUACCGAUAUUUCUCUGCAACAGUCUGAAGCAGUGAUCCUUUCAGAAACGAUCAGUCCACUGAGACCACAAAGACCAAAGAGCCAAGUUAUCAAUGUCAUUGCAAGUGAAAGACGUUUUUCUGUCUCUCCAUCAUCUCCAGCUUCUCAGUCAACACCACCUCCAAUCACUCCAAGGACCAAACUUCCUUUCAAUUUACCGUCCAAUCUGGACCUGAAUGGGGUGUCUAGUUUGGAAAUGGCAGACAUUCCUCCUCCUUUGCCUCUCAAAGGUAGCAUUGCAGAUUAUGGAAAUCUCAUGGAAAAUCAAGAAUUGAUUAGCCCUACAACACCCCCCGCUGCACAUCAAAGGCACCUGCCACCUCCAUUACCCAGCAAAACUCCACCACCGCCUCCUCCAAAGACUACUCGAAAGCAAACAUCUGUUGACUCUGGGAUUGUCCAGUGAACAAGAAAGCAUUUCUCCAAAGAAAAAGCUGUAAUAUUUCAUUUCCCUAAAUAUUUUAAGGUAUAUAACGGUUACCUCAUUCACGCCUGUAGUGUCUAAUGUUUAGUGAAAUGAUUCUAACUCUGAAUGGAACUCAUUUGUAACAGUAAAUUAGUUUUCUAAACAGAUCAUGCCACUGGAAUAAAGCUGUCACAGGAUAAUGGUGACCAAUUGUUUGGGAGGAGCUUGCGACCUAUUUUCAAAGCAAGGGGGCAUUUGUCAACUGACAAUACACUAUUCCCUAUUCCAGAACAUUUUGCUUUGUCAUACCAAACUACUUAACAGAAAACAGAAAUGGAUACUGGUGUGUAAAAAUGACAGUUGGGCAUUAUGGGCCUGAUGCCAACGCCUAUGGAAGUCCGUGAGACAGGGCCGGCUCCAGGCACCAGCUUUCCAAGCAGGUGCUUGGGGCGGCAUUCAGAAUGGGGCGGUCGUCUGUGUCCCGCGGCGGCAAUUCGGCGGCAGCGGCAAUUCGGCAGCGACUGCUUGGGGCAGCAAAAUUGGUAGAGCCGCCCCUGCCGUGAGAAUACUCACAUGGAUUUCAGUGGGCAUUGUAUUGGGCCUAAUAACAAUACUAAGAAGCAGCAUUAUGAUGGCUUCAAAUAACAAACGUGUUCAGCGCAUCACACAUUCAGAAACCUGAUUUUCCGGUAGCCUUUUUAAUUGCUCUGUGUUAUAAAUAAGCUGAUUUCUGAUGAUUUCUGAUUUCUUUUUUAAAACUUUCAUUAUUGGUUAGCUGCUCCUCCUUCUGUCUGAUACCAUUUUAAACUAAGAUAACUUUAGCUACUGAACAGGCACUAAUUUAUAGGAAAAGAAACCAAGUAUAUGAAUAUGGGACCUGAUGUGAUUCUACAACUAAACAGUUGAACAUAAGAACGGGAAGAGCUUUUUUUUUUUAAUGUGUAAUAUUUUAGGUGGAUUAGGACAAAUUGAAUGUUAUCUUUUUGUCCUUGUGUCAUCACUUUGUACAGAAGUUUGUAUAUAUGACGGUUCUUAGAAUGUUUUUAAUUUUUGCUGCCUGCUUUUCAUAUAAUAAUGAUUUAAUGUAUCUGCAAAUGAUUCCUUAUAUGUUUUUAAUUUUAACUGCUGGAAGUGUAUAAAUCGCUAACUUUUUAUUUUUUUCAAAAAUUGGCAUCUGAAAAUAUUGGACAAUGAUAAGGGAAAAGAAAAGGAAAGUCACUUUUUUUUUUAAUUCUUCUGUGGUUUUUAUUGCCCUCAAACUAUAUAUUUUUUACUAUAUACAAUCUUUAUAAUCUUAUAGUGGAUUGUUUUAAAUACAUCACUGACUCAAAAAAUUAAGGAUUAUUUUUUAAAAAAAGGUUUGUCAAAGAAAAUAAAUGUAUUUACUUGA